This is a messenger RNA of Protopolystoma xenopodis, 1959 nucleotides long. Lineage: Eukaryota; Metazoa; Platyhelminthes; Monogenea; Polystomatidea; Polystomatidae. The record is from the annotation of a GenBank genome assembly.
AUGGACUCCUGUUUUGAAAAGCAACCAGCAAGCCAAGAAAAAAAUGUGAUGCCUUCGCUCCACUUUUUCGAAUCAAUCUAUCCACUUACCACUACUGCGUCUUCUUUGCGCAAUUCAAGUGCUAAAAGCAAAUCACAUCUUACAGAUGGAUACCCAACAGAUGGCGAGGCUGUAGAUAGAAAGUCUCAAUCAAAGUUAAGAGCUCCAUAUGCUAUAUCGAGAAAAUCUUAUAUUGUUGAGGAAAGACUUUCUCAAACUAAUGCUCAGACAGUAAAUACAAUGAAGCAUGCUGAUGCCAAACCACAAAGUCAUAGCUAUUUUGCCAAUAACAUGCAUUCUGGUGUAAAUCUAAUUGGGAAAUCGCCAGAAAAACGAAUUACCCCAAAGAAUAUUCACUUCCAAAGCCCAACUAUUCAACAUGAUUAUGAUAAAAAUGCCGCGGAAAAUCGUUUAGACUUAGUCUUGUCCGGAAACAAAGCUGAGAAUGGUUGUUAUGAAGAGAGAGCUCAAGAAAAAAAGGAUAUUAAGCAAGAGAACAAAGAGUUUAGCAUCAAUCGCGUUAAAUCUGUUAUAAGAAUUUUUUCAGAGAAGGCAGAUGAUGCCAUUCCCCGUUGUUAUGGCUCUGGCCUCAAACAAGCAAAAAGGUUGGAACAAAAAUGUCAGCCCCUUUUAAGCAAAUCUUCUCAUGUUUCUCCUUCCAUCCAACAUCGACAAUCACGAGAUUUUGUUCACUUACACCCAAAGCUAGACUGUUCACAAGAAGACCAGCCGACUAAAAUUAUAGCUCGGCAACAAAUGCCUUGGCAGCAGCUAAAAAUUGACAAUACUAUAAAUAUAUCCAACUCCUUUAUCACAGAUUUUCGACAACCCAUGCGUAGCAAGCUUACUGACAACAAUAGUCCGGAAGAGAAAAGUAACAAUUUUUCCAAAGUUGAUUGUGUUGACACACAAGGCAUCCUUAAAGAUACAGCCCUUAGUAUGGAUGCCAUUAAAUGCGACAUACCCAUAAAGAGAAUAAAUAUCAUUGCUACGAGUGAUUCUAUACUCGAUGGAGCAAGCUCGACCGCCUCAUCUAAGAGCUCUAAAUAUCGAGCGAUCAAUUCUUCCAUCAAACUGCCAGUCACUAUGCCAAAAGAUGAUGAGGCCAUCUGUCAGUUGAGUAAAGCAGAACCUAUAAAUCUAGUCCAUUCGGCGUCUCAGUACUCUUGUUUCUUGACUUCUCAUCUGUCUCACACGUUGCCACAGGAGCGGGAAAAAGGUCAAACUGAUAAAUGCAACCUACAGGAGAUAGGGUGUAAAGCGUCCCUCAUCAAUCACUUAAAUUCGCAUUCCACCAUCCUAGAUGUCAUAACAACAUGUGCUAGCAAUAGGUCUCCUCGGAUGGAGACGGAAGAGAGGAUAAAUUGCAUCAGAGAGCCAUAUAGGGACGGCAAGAUUAGUAGUCGUUUUGGUUUCGUUGGAGGACUACGAAAAGCACAUGUCUCACCUUUAACCUUGAGAUCAGAUAAUGAUACUGGAAGAUAUGAGAAAAAAGAAGCCUUCUUAGACCCGAUAUCUUCUGAUUUGGAAACAAAUGCUUCACAUGUCCCAGGAAUUUUUAAUGAAGCAAUAAUCAAAAGGAAAGUACCGAAAAAUCAACGCUCAAAUGUUACUCAAAUUGAGACCAGUGUAUCGUUCAAGCUCACACCAUCGAAAAUAUGUGAACAGAAGCGUUGUGUCGUAGUCACGCGCAUCUCAAAGCCGGACGGGUCCACUAUGUUUACAACAGCCCCUCUUUGUGAUUCACAAUCCUCCGAUGCUAAAAAUAGUGUAUAUAUGGCCAAAAUUGAAUGCGAAGGUUGUAAACCUAUUUCAAAAUACAAAAAAGUUGUCAACUUCUCAAAAUCAAAGACAAAUUCACAAGAAUCCGAAAGUAAGUGUAUGCAUGUUAGAACUACACAAACGAUAUUUCAUAGAUAA